AUGGAUAGUCCUAAAGAUGAAUCGAGUGAAGGCGAAGUCGAAACAAUUUACGUUGGACCUAAUGAUGUUUCUAAAGCCAAUGAUGGUAACUGCGUUAAUGGCGGCAGUAGUGAUGUUACAUCGGAACCUAAGGUCAGUACUGAUUAUGUUUUGAAACAAUUAAUGAAACAGAACGAAAUGCUGAUGAACUUACUUUCAUUACAAGCAAGUAAUACAAAGAAUGAACCCAAAAUUAUACCAGUUUUACCCGAUCUGAAUAAAUCGUUACCUAGUUUUACGGGGAAAAGUAAUAAUGAUGAUGCUUUAGAUUGGCUAGAUACUGUGAAUAAUAUAGCUUGUCACCAAAAAUGGCCUGAUAAUCUAAAGAUUGAAACUGCACGUACUUGCCUUGAAGGUCCAGCCAAACAGUGGUCCAUUGGUCGAGUUUUCAAUUCUUGA
This is a messenger RNA of Macrosiphum euphorbiae (potato aphid), 438 nucleotides long. NCBI's taxonomy places the organism in Eukaryota, Metazoa, Arthropoda, Insecta, Hemiptera, Aphididae. The record is from the annotation of a GenBank genome assembly.